Molecule: messenger RNA, 937 nt
Organism: Impatiens glandulifera
Lineage: Eukaryota; Viridiplantae; Streptophyta; Magnoliopsida; Ericales; Balsaminaceae
Product: sm-like protein LSM4
Exons: 8
Coding region: 251-724 (157 amino acids)
Biological process (GO): P-body assembly; mRNA splicing, via spliceosome; nuclear-transcribed mRNA catabolic process
Cellular component (GO): U6 snRNP; spliceosomal tri-snRNP complex; P-body
Molecular function (GO): U6 snRNA binding
Source: RefSeq, a predicted model, not a curated record
CACCAUCUCCUCUUCCUAUAAUAACCUGAAAACCAAGGGUUUUACCUUCUUCGAUCGAGCCAAGCGGAGCGCCGCAUUCUCCUGCAAAAGCUCGCUUCUUUUCUGCGCAAAACCAUUCUUCAUCGCGCUCACGGUUGAUCGCGAUCCUUCGCGUUGACGGUUUGUACUCCGCGUUUUUUUAGGGUUUACACAUCCAGUAGAUCGGUCAUAUACUUGAUUCUUGCUAUUCUACUAGUUGGGUAUUUACAAGAUGCUUCCUCUUUCUCUACUAAAGACUGCUCAGGGACAUCCUAUGUUGGUUGAGCUGAAGAAUGGGGAAACUUACAAUGGGCAUUUGGUGAACUGUGAUACUUGGAUGAAUAUUCAUCUUCGUGAAGUUAUUUGUACAUCUAAGGAUGGAGAUAAGUUUUGGAGAAUGCCAGAAUGCUAUAUUCGAGGGAAUACAAUAAAAUAUCUUCGAGUUCCAGAUGAGGUGAUUGACAAAGUUCAAGAAGAAACUAAAAGUCGAUCAGAUAGAAAACCACCUGGUGUUGGACGUGGAAGGGGAAGAGGUAGGGAGGAUAGUGUUGUUGGUGGUGGUGGUAGGGGAGGACCUGGCGGCAGAGGUGGUGGGCGUGGCAUGGAUGAUGGUGGCCGAGGUGGUGGCCGUGGCAGGGGAGGUCCUGGCGGCAGCAAGCCUGGUGGUGGUGUUGGUGGCAGAGGUGGUGGACGUGGGCGCGGUUAAUGAAGACCGAGAGGAUUGAACAACAGAUUUGCCGAUUUUAAGAGGCAUUUUGGUUCUAUUCUUGAUUUAACUCUAUCAAGACUGGGUGGAUGUGUUCUCUUUAGACAAACUACUUUUGAACAAAGUGUUGCUGUUCAUUUCAUUUCAUUUCUCAUGUUUCAUGGAUUUCUUUUGAUUUUAUAUAUAUAUGUAUAUGUUGUGAUUUUUUGACCA